Temnothorax curvispinosus is the source of this 1194-nucleotide messenger RNA. RefSeq names its product 28S ribosomal protein S31, mitochondrial (gene mRpS31). The coding region runs from base 33 to 1175 and encodes 380 amino acids. The transcript has 7 exons. NCBI's taxonomy places the organism in Eukaryota, Metazoa, Arthropoda, Insecta, Hymenoptera, Formicidae. Gene Ontology annotation, molecular function: structural constituent of ribosome. Gene Ontology annotation, cellular component: mitochondrial small ribosomal subunit. The record is from RefSeq and is a predicted model, not a curated record.
UAACGAAAUGUAAUAUAAGACCUCCAAGUAGAAUGUCAUUUCAAUGGAUAAACAUUUCCACGAGAUUAUCCUCUUCGUCAUCUUCGUCAUCGUCAUCGGAUUCAUCAGAUUCAUCUGAUUCCGAUUCUGAUACUGAAAAGACAAAACCCGAGACAACGAAUGUUCAAAGCGCAAGUCCUGCAAGUGCAACAUCAGAUAAAAAAUAUGAUUUGGAAAGCUUCUUGAAUAACAUGAUACAAGCAAAAAAGCUGCAGAAAACCGUUGAUGUUGCCUUACAGCCUAAAAAGAAGUCAGAGGAUAAAUCGAAUAAUGACAAACAUUUGCCUUUUGAAAAGAAAAUAGUAAAAGCAGCAAAAAAUGUAGCCGAGACGCUUGGUGGGGAUAAAACAAAAACUACGUCAGACUUGCUUGAGAAAGUUCUUGCAACUAGAGUAGAAGCAUUGAGAGCAGAACAGGCAAGAAUUAAAGGUCAGAAGAAUGCUAAAUUCAAACAAUCGCCAGAAGACAACGUACAAGAAAAUUCCCAAGACCAACAUUUGGAAAAGAAAUCUAUAAUACAAACCCUAUUGGACGAAUAUAAUAAACAACCAGUGAAAGUAGUUGAGAAUAGUAUAUCGAGAAAAUUACUAAAUGACGUUAAAGCAUCUAAACAGUUACAAGAUACUGAUAGAGGAUCUCGUGUCAGUAGACUUAAAGAUGUCAAUCUUUGGAAUGGGAAUCCUAGUAAAAUUUUUGAAAACAUGAAUGCCGCUGCGCCAAACAUACCGGAAUUGAAAACGUGGGCGGCAUUAGAACAAAGAGAGUUAAAAGCACUGACGACUUAUCCACCUGCCAAUGUUUUUCAAGAACUGAUUCUUUGGACGGAGCAAGGCAAAUUAUGGAAAUUCCCUAUUGACAAUGAGCAAGGAAUGGAAGAAGAGCAGAGUGUUCACUUCUCGGAACACGUCUUUAUGGAACGUUAUUUGAAGGGAUGGUGUCCUAAAUCGGGACCAAUACGUCAUUUUAUGGAGUUGGUGUGCGUUGGACUGUCAAAGAAUCCAUACAUGACUGUUCAAGAAAAAGUGCGACAUAUGAUGUGGUACAAAGAAUAUUUUGAAUCUAAACAAGACCUCUUACAAGAAAUAGGAGCAAUUCAAGAACCAUUUCCUGAUAAAGUAAAAGAGAUUACAGAAUAAAUUAUACUAACGAACAUAA